Molecule: messenger RNA, 2092 nt
Organism: Trichoderma asperellum CBS 433.97
Lineage: Eukaryota; Fungi; Ascomycota; Sordariomycetes; Hypocreales; Hypocreaceae
Biological process (GO): protein N-linked glycosylation
Cellular component (GO): endoplasmic reticulum membrane
Molecular function (GO): alpha-1,6-mannosyltransferase activity
Source: RefSeq, a predicted model, not a curated record
ACGGGAAUGAGAUUGAGCUUCCAUUUCUAUACCGCUGUGAGAUUUGUACUGGCUUAUGUGUUCUUUUCUCAUUAACAGAAAGGACUAAAUUGCUCAUUUUCGACGCCCUUCAAAGGGAAUAUUCAAUUGGACAUUGGUCUACCAAUGCAUAGCUCAGUGGCUCUUCAAACACAUAUGACAUGAUAUGAUAGACCGUCAUCAAUGGAAUUCAUAGAUCUCCUCCUGUUCCUCGUGCCGCUGCUGCACCUCCUGGCCGCCCCUUACACCAAAGUCGAGGAGUCCUUCAACCUGCAGGCCACGCACGACAUCCUCGUCUACGGCACCCCCACGCACGACAUCCACCAGCGGCUGUCCUCCACGUAUGACCACUUCGCCUUCCCGGGAGCCGUGCCGCGGACGUUUGUCGGGCCGGUGCUCCUGGCGGGCGUGAGCCAGCCGCUGAUUGCCCUGGCUGGGUUCCAGCACGCGCAGUUCAUUGUGAGGGCGGUGCUGGGCGGCUUCAAUGCCGUGUGCUUGGUCGUCUUUGGAGCUGCUGUCAGAGCGGCGUUUGGCAAAGGGGCGGCGAGGUGGUGGGUGUUGUUCAGCGUGACCCAGUUCCAUGUGGUGUUUUACUUGAGCAGGACGUUGCCGAAUAUGUUUGCGUUUGGACUGACAACUCUGGCAUCUGCAUUCCUCCUCCCCAAAAACGAUGCCUCAGUCGAAAGAACUCGCCGUCGACAGGCAAUCGGCCUCCUCGUCUUCGCAACAGCCAUCUUCCGCUCCGAAUUGGCCAUCCUCCUCGCCGCAACGGGGCUUCUCGCUCUCGCCAAAUCCUAUCUCAGUCUGCGAGAACUCGUCACCUUCUUCCUCGCCUCCUUCCUCGCCGCACUAGGCCUCUCCAUCCCUAUUGAUUCGUACUUUUGGCAGAAGCCCUUGUGGCCAGAGCUCGCGGGCUUUUACUACAAUGCCGUCCUUGGGUCUUCAUCCAACUGGGGUGUAUCGCCGUGGCAUUACUAUUUCACUUCCGCUCUGCCGCGCCUUUUGCUCAAUCCCCUGUGCUUCCCUCUCAUCGGAUUGGCUCUCUAUCAGCCCGGAACCUUUCGUCGAGUUCAGGAUCUGGUCAUUCCAUCUCUCAUCUUCAUUGCCGUAUACUCUAUUCAACCUCAUAAAGAAACCCGCUUCAUCUUCUACACUGUCCCUUCGCUCACUGCUGCUGCCGCCGUAGGCGCCAACUUCAUCUCUUCACGCCGAUCUAAAUCGCUACUCUACGGCCUCGCUACUGCGAUCCUGUCCCUCUCCAUCCUCGCAGGCUUUGCCUCAAGUACCCUCAUGCUCCUCCUCUCAUCUCUCAACUACCCCGGCGGCGAUGCGCUCUCUCAGCUCUACGCCAUCACUUCAAACGCCACUUCGCCUCCUCCUCAUUUAUUCGUCCACGCAGACGUCUUGACUUGCAUGACCGGCCUCACCCUCUUUGGUCAAAACCCUCAUGGCCUCCCUCCAACUCUAAAUUCCACAUCUUCGUCCUCCUCCUCUUCUUCUUCUCCGAUUCUGUUUUUCGACAAGACAGAGUCAAGCGAAGUGCUAUAUCACCAAGAUUUCUGGUCCCAGUUCGACUACGUCUUAAUGGAAGAUCCAUCCCUCGUCCUCGGAACGUGGGACACCAUCGGCCAGAUACACAGCUACGACGGCAUCGAAAUUUUACGGCCUGGACAAGUUGCUACGGCAGCAGAAACACUGCAUGAGGAAGGAAUCAAAGACGGUGUUCUUGGACAGGGCGCAACAAUUGCUACCGCUAGGGAUUUCGUAAGAAAGUUGACUGGAGGCUGGUGGGUUGGGCCACGCAUGUCUCCUCGAAUCCACAUCAUGAAACAAGUCCGUGAAGAUGAUGCCGUAUAGAAUUGAAACCAAAAGUUGUUUCCGAUAAACACAGAAGGAGUAGAGGAAUAUUGUCUCUAUAUUGAAAAAGAGAGAGUGUGUUUCAGCCUGCCCUGUUAAAAUAUUUACUAGAUAGAAGCGAACAUAUAAUAUACACACAAUCGACAAACUAGAGAAAAAAAAAUCAAAUGUUUUUUGCAAAUCGAUCCAAUAGAAUAAUUUUUUUUCACGCCUCUCU